Anolis sagrei ordinatus is the source of this 951-nucleotide messenger RNA. The record is from RefSeq and is a predicted model, not a curated record. NCBI's taxonomy places the organism in Eukaryota, Metazoa, Chordata, Lepidosauria, Squamata, Anolidae.
AUGUGGCUCUACCUGGCUGUCCUCGUAGGGUUUUACUUCCUCUACCGAUGGUACAGGGAAAGACAGACUGUGGACAAACUGACAGAGAAAUAUGUCUUCAUCACUGGCUGUGACUCUGGCUUUGGGAACCAGCUUGCCAGGCAGCUGGAUGCCCGGGACAUGCGAGUAUUGGCAGCUUGUCACAGCCAGAAAGGGGCAGAAGAGUUAGACAGGAUCUCCUCAGAACGGCUGAAAACCAUAGUUUUGGAGAUCACCAAAACGGAAAGUGUGGAAGCAGCAACUGAGUGGGUGAGAGAACAAGUAAAGGGCAAAGGGCUCUGGGGCUUGGUGAACAAUGCAGGAAUUGUAAGCCCAGUGGCCCCCAAUGAGUGGCUGACCAAGGAUGACUUUAUGAAGGUGUUGGAGGUCAACCUUCUUGGAACGAUCGACGUGACUCUGCACAUGCUGCCCUUAGUGAGAAAAGCCCAAGGAAGGGUAGUCAAUGUGACCAGUGUUUCUGGAAGGAUUGCUUAUUCCGGAGGAGGCUACAGUCCUUCAAAAUUUGCCUUGGAGGCAUUCUCUGAUAGUCUCAGGCGUGAAUUAUGUCCAUUUGGUGUCAAAGUGAGCAUCAUUGAGCCAGGUGGCUUUAAGACAAGAAUGGGUAAAAAUAUAGUUCAGCACCCCAGAAUCCGAUGGAGCGGAUUGCCUGAUGAGGUCAAAGAAAUCUAUGGAGAGAAGUACAUAGAAGAUUUUAUCAAGUCAUUUGCUCACAACAUCUACGGCAAGAGCAGCAACUUCUAUCCAGUGACGGAUGCCAUGGAGCACGCGCUGACCUCCUGCUAUCCCCGCAGCCGCUAUGUUGUAGGUUGGGAUGCCAAAUGCAUCUUAAUCCCACUUACAUACUUGCCAGCCUCAUUGGGGGACUAUGUUACAACUCUUUAUUUUCCAAAACCAUCUGGAGCUCUCUAUUAA